CUUGCUGUGACAGAAUGGGCGCUGGUGGCGAGAGAGCUGGAGAACGCACGAGACAUCAUGGUGCUCUCGCUUGCCAGCCGUGCCAUGUUCAACAACCUCCCAUACCUGUUGCCGAAGCACGUGCGAGACUUCCACGCCCUCUCUGGCGUUUGUUGGGACCGACCAAUGACAAGAAAUGCUCAGCAUGACGAUGAUGAUGGCGAUGGUGAUGGCUAUGGCGGUGGUGAUGGUGAAGAGAAGACCGGUGCCCAUCACAACACUCACGGAUGCAGCGGACACACCGAGAAGGAGGAGCACGACAACGAUGCCGCACUAGCCGCGGGUAUUCGUGUGUAUGACUUCAACAAGGACCGCUUCUACGCCUACAGCUGGAUUGGUGUGUGGUGGCAAAUUGGGUUGAUAACCAGGCACCUUGGUGCCAUUGCCCACGAGGAGCGAUUCCACCGACUUGUGCGGCUUUCCGUUCGUGCGCGCGUGGUACCGCCCCCGCGCGUGGUGUUGCAGUGUGCGGAAUUGCGGUUUGCCAACGUGACCGGAGUGUGCCGGCGCCUCGCCAAGGCCAUGGAGUGCAUGGAUGCGCUCGAGCAGCAACGCAAGCACCGGCCUCGCGUGAUGAUUCGCAUGCUCCGAUCCCUGCCGGAGUCAUCUGUCCUCCAACGCAUACUGCCCGUGCAACACGCCACCUUCGUCAUCAACACGCCCGAGAGCCUGUCGCAGCUACAAGCCGCCUUGGCUGCGUUCGCUUCCGCCACACCGCGCGACGAAGGAGAAGCUGCAAAGCCCGGCAACGACAACCGCGCCGACCAGAGCAACGAUGCUGACGUUACCGCUCGCCGCCGCCCAGGACAGGCACCAUGGGCUUUCGAGCAGCUGCGACUCGAAGGCACCAUCACCGUCGUGUCCGGCAUAUCUGGUGUUCGGCGCCUGGUCGUCGGCAUGUCUUCAAUCGAGCACAUUCACGACAUCCAAGAUGUCCAAGAGCUUGAGAUCACGCACGGCCACAACCUUCGCCGCAUCGAGCGCAUACAGGACUUGAGCAGCGUCACCAUAUCCGACCUGCGCCACGACUCUGCACUGCGCGGACUCGUCGGUGUACCAACGGUGGAAGUGCAGGCACACAGUGAGCUGGAAGACAUGGAUAUGGAGCCGCUUCGUGAAUCGCUGCACGUCACACUCCGCUCCUGCGGUGUCCACGACAUCAGCUGCCUGACAAGUGCACGUGUGCUCACCCUCAAUGUGUGCCCGCGCAUCACCGCCGUCGGUGCCCUCCCCAACCUGCGCGUGCUCGAUGCAUCGGCGUGCUGGGAGCUCGUGUCUGUCGACUUGACCAACCUGCUCAAGGUGAGCGUGCGCCACCCCAACAAGGAGUUUCGCUUCACGCCCUCCACCUCUUCCACGCGGCUGAAGUCCUUGGCAGUUGAGGGCCUCACGCUGCCCGCUGGGCUCGAGAGCCUUCCAUCCGCGCCCCAUUCUCUCGACCUGUUCAUCAAUCCAGAGCUGUACCUGGGUCGUCUGCGGCGCGCUGAUAUGUUCGCCGCGCGUCCUCGGCGUGCGCGGAUGACGAUGACCGCGGCCAACCUUGGCGUUGCGGUGGGUGCCGAGCAUGUGGGUAUCGCGUGGUACCACAACACCCGCUCCGCAGAGCUGGAUGUCUCUGCCUUGGCCGCUGCGCAGUCGCUGGUGCUGGAGGCCGCCUCGUGCAGCGUGCGUGGGCUUGAGCACUUGCAUCGGCUCCAGCGGCUCGACGUCGAUGGCGCUUACAUGGCAGACCCCAGCGUGCUCGCUGCCCUGCCCCACUUAACCCACCUCACAUACCGAGAGGCACCAGCAGGGGUUCUUGACGUGCGCGCGCUGUCAUCCCUCGUACACCUCAACAUCCACAGCGUGGCUUCCCUCAAUGACGACGCUGACGACGAUGGCGAGGGACACACUGGUGGUGAUGGUGAUGGUGGUGGGCGUGGGCUGCACUGGGACAGCAUGCUGUUUGGCCUUGGAGGUGGGCCUGGUGCACAUCGGGAGCGUGGGCAGGACGAGGGAGGUGCAAGGACCAGUGACAAUGACGAGGAGGAGCGUGAACGUGAGGGGAGUGACGCCGGUGUGCAUGGCGCACUUGGUGUGGUGGUGGUGGUGGUGAAAGGCCUGGGCUGCCUCAAGCACCUGUGCCGCUUGAACUUGUGGAACGUGCACAUUGAGGACGCGCCGAUUGUGAGAGACUGUGCGCAGGUUCAGAUUGCACGUGUGACGGGCGCGCUGACGAUUGACCGAGCCAGCACUGUCACAAUCACAUCAUGCACGACGCGCCUUGGUGUAACUGCACUGAGAGACUGCAACCACGUGCUGCUGGAAGCAUGCCCGCUGACUUGCGUGAGAGCCAUCAACGACAUUGGCACGCUUGAAAUUCGACGAUGUGACGGUGCUGACUUGAGUGGCGUGUCUCGUGUGGGACGCCUGCUGUGGAAGUGUCACUCUGCAAGCCCCUUGCUAACGCUUGGACCCUCUGUGGAUGUGAUCAAGGUUGAGGUGGAUGGUGGCCGACGCGGCUCAUGGCAGGCCGUAUCCAUGUCCACUGAGCAACGUACACGUUGGCUCCGCGACGUCGUGCUGCCCGCAACCGCAACAUGA
Molecule: messenger RNA, 2622 nt
Organism: Salpingoeca rosetta
Lineage: Eukaryota; Choanoflagellata; Craspedida; Salpingoecidae
Exons: 1
Coding region: 58-2622 (854 amino acids)
Source: RefSeq, a predicted model, not a curated record